Osmerus eperlanus (European smelt) is the source of this 1550-nucleotide messenger RNA. It is a transcript of the gene tma16, whose product is annotated as translation machinery associated 16 homolog. The record is from RefSeq and is a predicted model, not a curated record. Gene Ontology annotation, cellular component: nucleus. The transcript is spliced from 7 exons. NCBI's taxonomy places the organism in Eukaryota, Metazoa, Chordata, Actinopteri, Osmeriformes, Osmeridae. Bases 117 to 725 code for a protein of 202 amino acids.
CGAUGUCGGCCGAACAGCGUUCAACACGGAAGUAUUACGACGAAGACCUUUCCGGCAGCACCAAACUACUACACACGUGUAGGCAGUACUUAAACUGGUUUUGAAGAAGCUCAAACAUGCCGAAAGCGCAGAAGGGAAAGGCUCCGGAGAAGAAAAAAGUGGUCCACCCGUACAGUCGGAAGGCUGCUUACCUCGCCCGAGAAGAGAUCCGAUUAGAGAAAAAGGAUAAACAGAAGACUGAGAAAGCUACUCGUCUUAAUAGUAUCGGGGAAAAGCUGCUGUGGUUCCAGGGCCAGCUGGACUCUACAAAGACAACCUACAACAAACAAGAUGCCUGUGACAUUAUAGAAAGGUACCUUCACAGAUUUGACUCGGAAUUGGAGCAGAUCGAGCUUGUUAACGGGAUCAAAGGAAGACAAGGUCGUCUACACGGCGCCCGGGAAACCGUUAUCAUGCAGACUGUCGAACGGGAGAGAGCUCAGUUCGAUGGCAACGGUUUUGAGAUUCCAGAUCUCAUCAACGCCAAACAUCUGAAGACUUUCAGCGCAUGGAGUGGCGACCUGAAAAAACUUCCCAACAUCAAGCUACGGAAGUUCUCCAGCAAAGAGGUGAAGAAAACGAAGGAAGAAGAUGAGAAGGCAGCAGACGGAGAAGAGGAGGAGGAGGAGAAAGAGGAAGGUUCAAUAGCAGACUCUGAUUCAGAAGGACUGCCGGAAGACUUGUAAAUACUUUGCAUUUCAGAGACUUGGGGACCUCUCAAGACAAGACAUCUCAACAGCAAAACAAGAGGUACUCUACAGUUUGAGGAAUGAAAAGACUGCAAAAUCUUCACCCAGCCUGAAGUUUGAUGAGGGGCUGUGUAGGUGAAACUCUAUUUUAUUAUUGGUAACAGUGUUUGUGCUUGUAUGGAAUAUCAAUACAACAUCGGCAGUGCGGUACUGCAGUACCAAGACUGUCCAUCAGAUGACAGCAGUCAUCAGCAGUCAGACUAGUUGGAUUCCAGUUGUCGGAAAAUUAACCGGGAUGUGUAAAAAGAAAUGUAUUGUUGAAAUGAUGAUAUACAUUCAGUGCUUUAUUGCAAACAGGUACAUAUGCAAUUUGAAUAAUCUUGUAUUUUACUCAAUUCAGAUGAUUAUAAAAUUUUGCAAAACCCAGAAAAACUCAAUUGAAUUUUCUCAAAUCGUUAAGGUAAUCAAACACAUUAUGUAUUUCCUUUUUUAGCUCAGUGAGAGUAUUAACUGGUAAAAUGUGCCAUUCAACAAAUGCAUAAAAAAGAGGACAUUUGUUCACUGAGAACAUCUGGCUGUCAAUCUAGAGGCAGAACCCCACUGUGUGUCAAUUAAUAAACAAGAACAUUUGAGCAUAAUACAAAACACGGAAGACACAAAUUAUAACUGAACCAUUAAAGUGAUUGAUAAAUGCAAGUUACUUCCAGUAUCACUUUAAUCAAAAGCUGCAUAUAGUGAGAGGAAAUGAUCUUCUUUGGCUACUUAGUACUUCCUGUACUCUUCUAGGAAUAAUCUACACCCUGGUAGGGAUUCUCCUAGUAA